Molecule: messenger RNA, 812 nt
Organism: Nasonia vitripennis (jewel wasp)
Lineage: Eukaryota; Metazoa; Arthropoda; Insecta; Hymenoptera; Pteromalidae
Product: cytochrome c oxidase assembly factor 5
Exons: 4
Coding region: 461-706 (81 amino acids)
Biological process (GO): mitochondrial respiratory chain complex IV assembly
Cellular component (GO): mitochondrion
Source: RefSeq, a predicted model, not a curated record
UAUACGUGCAAUUAAAUGGAACGGAACGUACGAUUGCACUUUUCUGGCGUGCAAGGCGCGCAGUUGCAAACUAAAGAGACAGUGUGAAAAACACACAAGACAAGUAUAACCAUGUGUGUAUAAUGAAGUCGUAAAAGGGCACAGGUCAAAUUGAAUGAAUCAUCUCGCGCGCAAUUAAUAGCGACUGCACACAAAGGGAAUGAUAAAAAUGGCUAUAUUUUCAACUGAUAAAUACAGUGUAACUCUUAAUGUGUCAUGGAAAAUACUGCUUUUCGAGUUUCGACGCACAACACAACACAUGUGUCAGAAUUUCAGAAAUCAGAAUGUCUCUGCGUGUGUAUUAUAUCAGUUAUAAUUGCAAGUGCAGGUUACACGCAUAUGUAGGUAUAUGGACGAAGAUUAAAGAGUAAAAUAUUCAAACUGACGUUGAGUUGCGACUUUGAACUUAGAUUCGAUAAGAAUGGAGUACUCGGAAGAGAAUGAACGAUUAAAAGAUUAUACAAAAUGCGCUGACGUUCGGGCACAAUUGAAAAUGUGCUUACUGAAUACCGAUUGUUGCAAGAUUCAUAAAAUGACACCAAGAGAAUGUUUGUUAUCUCACCAUCCAUCAGUUCCUGAUGAAUGUCACGUUUUGAGGUAUACUUUUUUUGAAUGCAAACGAUCAUUGAUGGAUGCAAGGAGGAGAUUCAGGGGUCCAAAAACAUAAAGUCAGAGCGAUGAAAAAUUGCUUAGGUAUGAAGAUAAUAUUAGAAGUAAUUUAUUCUCGUUUUUUUCUCAUUGUACAUAUUUAAUAAAGUGUAGUUUUACAAUAA